AUGUCGCCCCCUGCCCACAAGAUGUCCGUCUUCCCCCGCAUCACCACCUCUUUGCCCAGCGAGCACGCCGAGUUCAGGAAUGUGUUGUGGACAGGAGAGAGCAGUCAGCUCGUCCUCAUGACCAUUCCAGUGGGAGGCGAGAUCGGAGAGGAAGUUCACACCGUCGACCAGCACCUUGUGUUUACUUCGGGUACAGCCCGAGCGAUCGUCGGCGGAGAAGAGAAGGAGAUCAAGGCUGGGGAUCUUGUCAUCGUUCCCCAGGGCACCAAGCACAACUUCCUGAAUACCGGCCCCACUCCCCUCUCCCUCUUCACCGUCUACGCUCCAGCCGAGCACGCCGAGACGACAGUCAAUCAAACCAAGGAAGAAGGCGAUGAGCUUGAGGAAGCCGGCAAGGAUGAGCCUCCCAAGUGGGCUCAGAAGUAA
Molecule: messenger RNA, 426 nt
Organism: Cryptococcus amylolentus CBS 6039
Lineage: Eukaryota; Fungi; Basidiomycota; Tremellomycetes; Tremellales; Cryptococcaceae
Exons: 3
Coding region: 1-426 (141 amino acids)
Source: RefSeq, a predicted model, not a curated record